Rosa rugosa (rugosa rose) is the source of this 879-nucleotide messenger RNA. Its product is annotated as B3 domain-containing transcription factor VRN1-like. Gene Ontology annotation, molecular function: DNA binding. Bases 1 to 879 code for a protein of 292 amino acids. The transcript has 4 exons. NCBI's taxonomy places the organism in Eukaryota, Viridiplantae, Streptophyta, Magnoliopsida, Rosales, Rosaceae. The record is from RefSeq and is a predicted model, not a curated record.
AUGAGUGCUUUUCGGCCACCAUUUUCUGCUACUACUCCCCGAUUUUUCAAGGUUAUUGUGGAUGAAACUUCUAGCAUCAAACUGAAAAUUCCACCAAAAUUUGUGAGGAAAUAUGGAGACUACUUAUCAAAAUCAGUGCGUCUUAAGCUUCCAAGUGGUUGUCAAUGGGAAGUGGAAGUGACAGAAAGCGAUAGUGAGGCUUGGUUUGAAAAGGGUUGGCAAGAGUUCUUCAAGUUUUACUCUCUAGACUGCGGUCACUUCCUACUUUUUACAUACCAAGGGAAUUCUAUGUUCGAAGUUUGCAUAUUUGAUAGAACUGCAACAGAGACUGAAUAUCCCAUUAUUAUCGAUGACUCUUAUGUUGAAGAUGAUAACUCCAUUGGAAUCUUAAAUGAUUUUACCCCCUGCUCUAAAACAAGAGACAAAUCUCCAUCACCAUCUGCUAGGCCUUCCAGAAGAAAGAGAACACUUAGUCCAAUUAGUGAAGCCAAAAUGAAAGGGAAAGAAGAUGAUUUUUCUAGGAAAAAAGAUGGGGGAGGCUCGUCCAAAGCUCUUGAGAGAGCCAAGGCUUUCAAAUCUGAAAAUCCUUCCAUCAUGAUAGCCAUGCAGCCCCAUUAUAUCCAUAAUUAUACUCUGAAUAUACCGCUUCGAUUUAUCAUGAGUUUCACGAAACACGGGCGGCAGGUCGUCAAGCUUCAGGUUGGAGAUAGAUUUUGGUCUGCUUGUUUGAAUGUGUCUGAAAUCCAUCGUACAGCUAAAAUUAAUCACGGCUGGCAUGUAUUUGUGAAGGAAAAUCAUUUAAGAGUAGGAGAUGUUUGCAUAUUUGAGCUCAUGAAGUUGAAUGACCUUGUACUGAAAGUACACAUGUUUAGAGGAUGA